AUGGAGAACCAAGGCCUGCACUGGGUCUGUCGAGCUUGCACCUUCAUCAAUCAGGUGGGCAAAGUGGCGGGCGACCAGUGCGAAGUCUGCGGGCUGGGCAAGCAGGAUGACGACGCCGUGCUCACCGAAGAGGAGAUGAUCAUUCGCGACCAGAUCAUGGAGAUGGAGCUUAAGGAGAGCAGAGAGCAACAGGCCAGAGAACAGGAGGAGAGGGAGCAGAAGGCCCGGGCCGAGGCCGAAGAGAAACAGCGAAAGGAAAGAGAAGCAGAAGAAGAAGCGAAAAGGGAUGCCACCAACAAGCAGACACACAGCGCACCCAGCCUUUCCUCAGAGAGACUAGCAGCGAUCGAGGCCAAGCGAGAGGCCGCGCGUGCCCGACGCGAGGAUCUGGGCGAGCACUACCGCCUGAUCUGCCCGGUGUGCGAGAAGCCCAACCACCCCGCGGUGGCCUCUUGCACCGGCUGCGCGUUCGUCCUCUCCCCGUGGGACGCAGCCAAGGUGCCCGCGAACGUGUUCUUGGACCUCGUGCAGGGCAAGGACAUAGGCUCGAGGGUUUGCUACAGAGACGAGCACAUCAUUGUGUUUAACGACAAAUUCGGAGUGUCCGACGUACACAUCGACGUCAUACCGACCUGGGUGGUGGAGGACAUUACUCAUCUCACCAAGGACGACAUACCCAUGGUCAAGCGACUCUACGAGAUGGGCCUCAAUGAAAUCAAGCAGAGGAAUCUGGCUCGAUUCCAGGGGAAGAAUGUCGAGGACUACAUCGUCGCUGGCUUCAAUAUGCCCGUCUCUGUAAAGCACCUGCAUCUGCACAUGGCGUUGCCGCCCUACAACCACGAACAGGUCUUCCUCUUCCCGCGCUGGCACCCCUACGCCAAGGUGCUGGCCGACCUCGAGCUCCACGGUGAGGUGCGCCUCUACCACGACCACCCGAACGAGGCCGAGCAGGCCAGGGAGCAGGAGCGCUUGGUGGCCGGUCACCGAGAGAUGCUCGCCGUCGCGCAAGCGCUGCAGUCGCAACAGCCAGCUGAGCCGGGUCGAGCCACCACCACCACUGAUGAGCCUGCAGCCGCACCCAUGGACGUCGAGCAGGACCGCGGCAAGGAGAAAGUGGUGGACACCAUGGAAGGCGUCGGGGAGCACGCCGACGGGUACACGGCGGGCAAGCUCGAGCGGGAGUACGAAAAGUGGGUCGAGCUCAGCGAGGCCAACGGCCAGCUCAUCUGGAUGGGGUCGGACGACACCGAUGACGGUAAGAAGAUGAUCCACUUCCUCGUCGACGACAAGGAGUUCUCCCUGGUCUACCCCACGCCCGGCGACGUGAACGGCGUGUUCCGGGUCGAGGCUGACCGCAAUAACCGCUGGGCGGCCGAGCUCAACGAGUACCUGGCGGCCCAUGCCAAGACUUUGCAGGUCGGCGACCUAUUCUCGAAGAUUGUCCACUACGUCACCCGUACCCAAGGCUUGAAGCGCAGUGGAAGGAAAAUGCUGCGCAGCUCCGACUCGAUCAGGCACAGCACCGACGGCAGCGAGGAGCAAUUCACCGACACGGAGGAGUCGCAAGACCUUGGCGACAUGGGCAUGGACGACGAGUCGAUGGACUGGACCGCGGAGAAGUGCAAGAACGAGCACAUGAAGAAGGUCGAACAGGAGGUCAAGGACGCACAGAACCUCGUGGGCGCCAAGCUCGUCUCGGUCAGAGGAAUGGGCCAAGUCGUGGUGACGAUCGACAUCACGGCCGUGCUAGAUAUUGCGUUGGCCCAGGCGAUCGAUAUUACCCCGGACGAGCCGGUGCUGGUGACGCUCGAUUUCGCCGAGUUCUGGUCGCUGCCCGAUGGCAAGGAGCGCCUGCCGGUGCCUAAGUUCAGCUGCCGUCAGUGGACCACCAGGGACAGCAACUCGUUCGGCGUCAAGUACCAUCUUCGUGAGAUCGUAAGCCGAUACGUGGAGGACACUUGGAAGUGGAGCGACGAGGCCGACAGAAAGAAGAUCCGGGUGCUGGGCGCCUUCGCGUCGGAUCACAGCAAGGCCAAGCCGAGCAAGUGGCAGCCCAAGGCCCGGGGGAGCGUGCGCAAGCUGCUCGGCAAAUCGGCGGAGGCGCCCGCGCCAGCUGACAACAAGGCCAAGCUCGACCCCAAGGAGGCCCUCGAGAAGCUGCGGCUGAUGGGCUUCACCGAGGAGGCCAGUAAGACCGUGCUCGUGGCCGAGAGCAACAACUUUGAGAAGGCCGUCAACAAGCUCCUCAGCAUGGGCGACUCCGUUCGUUGCCCCUACGAGCCGCCCAAGCCCAGAGAGGAGGAGGCCUUGCCGGACCUGGUGAUCGAGAUGGCGGGCAUGGGAUUCGAUCCCGAGCACGCUGCGGCGGCGCUGAGAAAGACCCGCAACAACGUCGAGCAGGCCCUCGAACUGCUCAUUUCCGGCUUCACCGCCGCCUCGUCCACUUCCAGUUCGUCUUCGUCGGGCCGAAGUGAGCUGACGAGCAGCAUGGACGAGGACAUCGCCCGAACCCUACAGCGGGAAGAGGACGAACAAGACGCCAAGAGGAAAGCUCUGCACAUCGGCGCGAGCGUGCUUGCCUGUGGCGACACGAACUUCUUCGUGGGGAUGAUCGGAUACGUGCGAGCGCGCCUGGCCAACUACUCGCGCUACUGCAUGGUCUGCCACAAGAAGCACACCUGCGCCAGUGACAAGCCGGUGGUGUGCUGCAACCCUCUGUGCAUCUUCCGCUUCUCCGAUGUGCUGCCGCAGAACAAGAAGGAGCAGCUCUCCCAGCUCUCGCGUAUCGCCGUGUGCCCCUUCAGCAACUGCGAGGAGGAAGUCAAGCUGGACCACAGCGAGGCGACCAUGGCUGCUGUGUACGGCGUGACCGACACCGCCGCAGGCAACACUCAGGAGAUGCUCCUGCAAAUGAUGUCCCACCGGUAUCUGGCCAACGAAGAACUGAUCGACUUCAUCGAGAAUGGCGUCAAGCAGAACGGCAUGAUCAUCACCAAGAUAGAGAACGUGCUGAAGGCGGAGCUGGUGGUCGAAUUCGAGGCGGCGUGGGCCGAGCUCAGACAGAAGCGGUCCGAAGAUCUGGCCCGACCGAGCAUGGCCUACCACGGCACAGCCGAGCAAAACAUCGAGAGUAUUCUGGACAAGGGCCUGCUGGUGCCGGGCAAGGGCAAGGGCAAGGACGUCGGCCACGCCACCGACACCGGGUUUUGGGGCGGCGGCAUCUACCUCUCGCCUAACUCCAGCAUGUCCGUGGGCUAUUGCCGAGGAGGGAAGAAGCUGUUGAUCUGCAGCGUGCUGAUGGGCAAGACGUUCCAGUGCACGACCCUUAUCCACGGCGCAGACCUAAUGGCCGGCCAUGACUCGCACACCGCCCCGGGUGGUCAGGAGUGGGUGAUCUUCAACCCGGCCCAAGUGCUGCCCUGCUACCUCGUCUCCCUCAGUCAAGCCCAGUAG
This is a messenger RNA of Acanthamoeba castellanii str. Neff, 3453 nucleotides long. RefSeq names its product UBA/TSN domain containing protein. NCBI's taxonomy places the organism in Eukaryota, Discosea, Longamoebia, Acanthamoebidae. The record is from RefSeq and is a predicted model, not a curated record. The coding region runs from base 1 to 3453 and encodes 1150 amino acids. Gene Ontology annotation, biological process: endoplasmic reticulum unfolded protein response. Gene Ontology annotation, molecular function: protein serine/threonine kinase activator activity; kinase binding; NAD+ poly-ADP-ribosyltransferase activity. Gene Ontology annotation, cellular component: nuclear envelope; endoplasmic reticulum tubular network; membrane. The transcript has 23 exons.